Seriola dumerili (greater amberjack) is the source of this 3560-nucleotide messenger RNA. RefSeq names its product FCH domain only 2 (gene fcho2). The coding region runs from base 108 to 2639 and encodes 843 amino acids. Gene Ontology annotation, biological process: clathrin-dependent endocytosis; clathrin coat assembly; synaptic vesicle endocytosis. The transcript has 27 exons. Gene Ontology annotation, cellular component: clathrin-coated vesicle; clathrin-coated pit; plasma membrane. NCBI's taxonomy places the organism in Eukaryota, Metazoa, Chordata, Actinopteri, Carangiformes, Carangidae. The record is from RefSeq and is a predicted model, not a curated record.
GGGAAAGGCAGAUACAACAGAAACGGGGGGAGGACGGUGGAUGAUUUACGCUUUAAAAGUUGCAGUACAACAGAUUUAAGAGUUGCGGCGAAGAGGAAUAAAACAAGAUGAUAACGCCCUACUUCCUAGAGAAUUUCUGGGGGGAAAAAAAUAAUGGCUUUGAUGUGCUCUACCAUAACAUGAAGCAUGGUCAAAUUUCCUCCAAGGAGCUGACAGACUUCAUCAGAGAAAGGAGUACUAUUGAAGAGGCCUAUGCCAGGUCAAUGACCAAACUUGCCAAGUCAGCUGGCAACUUUUCUCAGCUUGGGACGUUUGCUCCGGUGUGGGAUGUGUUCAAGAGCUCGACAGAGAAGCUGGCCAGCUGUCACAUGGAGCUAGUGAGGAAACUACAGGAGCUUAUAAAAGAGGUUCAGAAGUACGUGGAGGAGCAGGCCAAAGCACACAAAAAGACAAAAGAAGAGGUGGCGUCCACCCUGGAGGCCGUCCAGAACAUCCAGACCACAUCUCAGGCCCUGCAGAAGUCCAAGGAGAUCUACAAUGCCAAAACUGUGGAGCAGGAGCGCCUCCGCAAAGAGGGGGCCACCCAGAGAGAUGUGGACAAGGCUGGAGUGAAAGCCAAAAAAGCCACAGAGACCUACAAGUCAUAUGUGGAGAAGUACGCCACAGCGAAGUCAGAGUUUGAACAGAAGAUGGCAGAAACUGCACAGAAAUUCCAGGACAUUGAAGAAAGCCACAUUCUCCACAUGAAGGAGAUCAUUCAGUCAUACUCACAGUCUGUUGACGAAACGCACAUUCAAAUAGGAGAGCUCCAUAAUGAAUUUGUGAGGAACAUUGAAAACACCUCAGUGGAGAGUUUAAUACAGAAACUGGCUGAGAGCAAAGGAACGGGAAAGGAGAGACCAGGACCCAUUGAGUUUGAGGAGUGCAAUACAGCUAUUGCUACUGAAGGUGCUAAACCCAGAAAGCGAAAACCGUUCGGCAUCCCAGGUCGUAGGAAAGACAAGGACACAGACUCGACGGAAUCUACAGAAGUUGAAGCUGCUAACACUGCCAAUGGCGCUCCCCCCGGAUACUAUGGGGCCAUAGACAUCCAGAAUGCUCAUGAGACAGAAGAGAGACAAACAUGGUUGAAACCAACUACAGGUAAAAGUCAACAGAAUGUCCCCCAGGUCGAUGCGGAGGGUUUCUGUAUCAGACCAGAAGUAAAUGAAAACGAUGCCAAAGAGAAUUCCUUCUAUUCGUCCAGCGACUCAGAGGAUGAAGAUGAACCCAGGAAGUUCCAUGUAGAAAUCAAGCCCGUUCAGCCAAACAACGGCACGCACCAGAACAGAGCCACCAUUGACGAGCUCAAAGCCUCCAUUGGAAACAUCAUCCUGUCGCCCUCGACCUCGGGACAGAUGCGAAGGAACCAGUCCAGUGAUGAACUGGCAAAACCCAGAGUGCCAACAUCGUACGAACUUAACAACGACCUUCUGUCUCUGGACCCGUUCAGCCCGACCCUCGCAGCAGGCUCCUCCUCCUCUGUGUCAUCAUCAACAGUGCCGGUACCGAACCGACCUACGACCCCGCUGACAGCUGGAGCCCUGGUGCCCCCACCACGACCCUCCUCCAGGCCCAAACUCCCCACUGGAAAACUCACAGGAAUCAAUGAGAUUGUGCGGCCGUUCAGCCCACCCAAAACAUCCAACGCCAGUCCUCCUCCCAGUGCACCACUCGCCCGGGCAGAGAGCUCCUCCUCCUUGUCAUCGAACGCCUCACUCAGCGCUGGCAACACCCCCACCGUCGGGACGUCUCGCGGUCCCAGCCCUGUGACCCUGGCAUCCCAGGAUGCUUUGCCCAUUGCUGUGGCCUUCACAGAGUCGGUUAAUGCUUACUUCAAAGGAGCUGAUCCCACUAAGUGCAUUGUGAAGAUCACAGGAGACAUGACUCUGUCGUUCCCCAUGGGCAUCAUCAAGGUGUUCACCACCAACCCUUCCCCGGCCGUCCUCACCUUCAAACUGAAGAACACCAGCAGGUUGGAGCAGAUCCUACCCAACCAACAGCUUUUAUACAGUGAUCCUUCCCAGAGUGACUCGAAUUCCAAGGACUUCUGGUUCAACAUGCAAGCACUGACGUCCUACCUCAGAAAAGCCUCAGAUCAGAAUCCUUCAGCUUCCUACUAUAACGUGGACAUCCUGAAAUACCAGGUGCUGUCUGACGGGAUCCAUUCCACUCCUCUAAACCUGGCCGUGUACUGGAAGUGUACACCGAGCACAACAGACCUGAGGGUCGACUACCGCUACAACCCAGAUUCCAUGUUCUCUCCUUGGCCGCUCAGCAACGUACAGAUCUUAGUGCCCGUCGACGGAGGAGUCACCAACAUGCAGUCUCUGCCCAACUCCAUAUGGAAUUCAGAGCAGAAUAAGUGUUUGUGGAAGCUGAGUGACAUCUCAGAAAAGUCGGAAAAUGAAGGAGCCGGAUCUCUGAGGGCCAAGUUUGAGCUGUCAAACGGUCCAUCAAACCCCUCUACUCUGGCAGUGCAGUUUAUGAGUGAGGGAAGCACCCUGUCCGGAGUGGACAUGGAGCUACAGGGGGCUGGAUACAGACUCUCUCUCAGCAAGAAAAGAUUUGCCACAGGACGUUACAUGGCAGAUUGCUGAGGUGACCCACCACUCUGGUUCUCAAGAAAGAAAAACACAAAACUUGUCAACUCUGCAACGCCUCCUGAACCUCUGGAUCCAUCAGCUGUGCUUUGCCCCAGGAGGCGAGAAUCUCACUACAAUAAAACAGCACUGAGUAUUGAACACUGUUAAAAAAAAUAAAUAAAAGAAAACUAAGAUGAGCUUUCAGGAACUGUGUAGAUAUGAAGUCUAAUAAUGAUUUCUGAUCAAUUCACUUUUGUAUAGUCAGAAACAAUUUAUGGAUUAGAUAUAAAUCUAUAUUGUAUUUGAAAUCAUAAAAAAAAGAAAAAAAAAGUGCACUAACAAUCUUUCAGACGCUCUUUUUCCUCUUAUACUCAUUUUUCAAGAGCCAAUAAUGAAUAUCAAACAAACCCAUAUCUGUGUGGAAGAGAAGAGAAGGUUCCUCCCUCUCUCUCUCUCUCUCUCUCUCCGUCUGAACUGUAAAUAAUAACACUGAAUAUUCUUCUUGACCAGCUCUGACUCAGCUCUCAAAUCAGUUUUUCUUCUCACAAUUUUAUGUUUUUGAUCAUGUGCAAUGAAGCCAUGAAGGUGAAUCUGUCUUAAACGGUGUGAAUCCUCGCUCACACUCUUAUGGCACAAGCUUGAUCUUUAAAAGAACAUUGAAGUGCUUUCAAACAAAUGCAAAAAUCUGACCUCAGUGCCUCAUCUUAUACUGUGGAUCAAUAGGCAACAAAAGUGCAUCAAUGUUGAAAAAAAUCCAGAUUUGGGUUUCCAGAUUUAAGCUACAUGUCUCUGUGGUAUAAUGCAUGGAGUUUUUUUUUUAACAAUCACCCCAAAUGGGGUCUGUGAUCAGUGUGGUCUUUUUAAAAUUGAACUUUUUUCCCCUUGUAAAUUCUCCAUUUGGUCAUGGCUUGUCUUUUUUUUUUUUUUACAUUUUAA